CGGCGGCGGUCCUAAUGGCUGCGCGCGGGCCGCGGUGAGGCGCGGGCGGAGAGCGACGGGCGCGGGGCCGCGGAGCAGGAGAGCGAGCGAGCGAGCGCGCGGCCGGACGCGGCCAGGCCCGGCCCGACCCGCCGAGCCCGCGAUGCGCCCCGGGGCCGCCUCCCGGCGCAGCUGACGCCGCGGCCGCGGAGACCCCGGCCGGCCAGGCCGCGAUGGCGGGGAAGGCAGCCGCCCCGGGCACCGCGGUGCUGCUGGUCACGGCCAACGUGGGCUCGCUCUUCGACGACCCAGAAAACCUACAGAAGAACUGGCUUCGGGAAUUUUAUCAGAUUGUCCACACGCACAAGCCGCACUUCAUGGCCCUGCACUGCCAGGAGUUUGGAGGGAAGAACUAUGAAGCCUCCAUGUCCCACGUGGACAAGUUUGUCAAAGAACUACUAUCAAGUGAUGCAAUGAAAGACUACAAUAGGGCUCGAGUCUACCUGGAUGAAAACUACAAAUCCCAGGAGCAUUUUACAGCACUAGGAAGCUUUUAUUUUCUUCACGAAUCCUUAAAAAAUGUCUACCAAUUUGACUUUAAAGCUAAGAAGUAUAGAAAAGUCACUGGCAAAGAGAUCUACUCGGACACGUUGGAGAGCACGCCCAUGCUGGAGAAAGAGAAGUUUCCGCAGGACUACUUCCCUGAGUGCAAAUGGUCCAGAAAAGGCUUCGUUCGGACAAGAUGGUGCGUCGCGGACUGCGCCUUUGACCUGGUGAACAUCCAUCUUUUCCACGACGCUUCCAACUUGGUUGCGUGGGAGACAAGCCCAUCCGUGUACUCGGGGAUCCGGCACAAGGCCCUGGGCUACGUGCUCGACAGAAUCAUCGACCAGCGAUUCGAGAAGGUGUCCUACUUUGUCUUUGGCGAUUUCAACUUCCGACUGGAUUCCAAGUCUGUGGUGGAGACUCUCUGCACAAAGGCCACGAUGCAGACAGUCCGGGCCGCCGACACCAAUGAAGUCGUGAAGCUGAUAUUCCGAGAAUCAGACAACGACCGGAAGGUUAUGCUCCAGCUGGAAAAGAAGCUCUUUGACUGCUCCAACCAGGAAGUCUUCCGAGACAACAAUGGCAUUGCGCUCUUAGAAUUUGACAAAGAGCUGUCUGUUUUUAAGGACAGACUGUAUGAACUGGACAUCUCGUUCCCUCCCAGCUACCCGUACAGCGAGGACUGCAGCCAGGGCCAGCAGUACAUGAACACCCGGUGCCCCGCCUGGUGCGACCGUGUCCUCAUGUCCCCAUCUGCCAAGGAGCUGAUUCUGAGGUCGGAGAGCGAGGAGAAGGUUGUCACCUACGACCACAUCGGGCCCAACGUCUGCAUGGGAGACCACAAGCCCGUGUUCCUGGCCUUCCGAAUUGCGCCUGGGGCAGGUAAACCUCACGCACAUGUGCACAAGUGUUGUGUCGUGCAGUGACGCGGUGGGAGGAGAUCCCCGCGGCACAGGAGGGCCCUCCACGUGACCUGCCUGUAGCCGAGGGGCACACGGAAGUCGAAGUC
This is a messenger RNA of Diceros bicornis minor, 1534 nucleotides long. RefSeq names its product inositol polyphosphate-5-phosphatase A (gene INPP5A). Bases 213 to 1451 code for a protein of 412 amino acids. The transcript has 16 exons. Gene Ontology annotation, biological process: phosphatidylinositol dephosphorylation. Lineage: Eukaryota; Metazoa; Chordata; Mammalia; Perissodactyla; Rhinocerotidae. The record is from RefSeq and is a predicted model, not a curated record. Gene Ontology annotation, molecular function: inositol-polyphosphate 5-phosphatase activity.